ACGCUCACCAACUCAACACUCGCCCGCAGGUCGCCGUCAAAGCGAUUCGACAACAAUUCUUCAGUGCCGAGAUCUUUCGGAGAGAACUUGGAAUUUGGAAGAGGUUGCGGCAUUCUAAUAUUUUGAAAUUCAUGGGUACAACUUCGGACUUUGGCCCCUCAGCAGCUUUGGUUGCUCCAUGGAUGACAAACGGCACUCUGACGUCGUUUCUCGAUCAGAAUAACGAGACCCUCUGGCUGCAUGAUCGUCUGCUUUUGCUUCGUGACAUUGCUGCUGGCCUCAACUAUCUUCAUACGUUCAGCUUGACGGAAGACGGACAUACGGACUUGAACCCCAUUGUUCAUGGAGACCUUACUGGUGUAGGAUCCAUUAUUUAUUCUAUCCCUCACAUACUAAUGAUCAGUUGCAAGACCAACGUCCUCAUCGAUGGUGAUAGAAAGGCAUAUCUUGCAGAUUUUGGCCUUUCCGGAACUUUCAAAAAAUCGACCGGCAUGACGUACCUUGCGAAAAUGACUUGUCAUCCAGGCGCAGUGAGAUGGGCAGCUCCUGAACUUCUAUCCGGGGAAGAACCAGCUUCCGCAACCACUCAAAGCGACAUGUAUUCCUUUGGUAACAUCAUGCUUCAAGUUUUGACGGGAAAUGUGCCCUGAUGUCACUUGACCCGUGACUUCCAGAUCACGUAUCAAGUGGUUAUUGAAGGGAAAAUACAUCCCCGUCCACAAGAUCUUUACGUCACAGACCGGCACUGGAAUUUUAUGACCCGCUGCGGUCUACGCCACUACCGACCGGCCUCCUGCCAAGGAAGCAGUUCAAUUUGU
This is a messenger RNA of Suillus subaureus, 818 nucleotides long. RefSeq names its product kinase-like domain-containing protein. The transcript has 5 exons. Lineage: Eukaryota; Fungi; Basidiomycota; Agaricomycetes; Boletales; Suillaceae. Gene Ontology annotation, molecular function: ATP binding; protein kinase activity. The record is from RefSeq and is a predicted model, not a curated record. Gene Ontology annotation, biological process: protein phosphorylation. Bases 132 to 650 code for a protein of 172 amino acids.